Molecule: messenger RNA, 1597 nt
Organism: Menidia menidia (Atlantic silverside)
Lineage: Eukaryota; Metazoa; Chordata; Actinopteri; Atheriniformes; Atherinopsidae
Source: the annotation of a GenBank genome assembly
CUGCGCCGCACACAAACUAACUGCAUUCAGCUUCGGCUCCGUGACAUAUUCAGCUCUUCGGCGCUCUCGAACAUCGUCGGCUACUUCCGGAACGGGGUACUUUAUUUUCCGCCGGGUCACAGUUCACACCGAGACAGAGCAAAGAUGGCGUCGCUGAGUGACAAAUCAGUUUGGGAUGAAGUGGAGGACGGUAUCGGCGAAGAAGUCCUAAAAAUGUCCACGGAGGAGAUAGUUCAGCGAACUCGUCUCCUCGACAGUGAGAUAAAGAUUAUGAAGAGCGAGGUGCUGCGGGUGACCCACGAAUUGCAGGCCAUGAAAGACAAAAUCAAAGAAAACACGGAGAAGAUCAAAGUGAACAAAACGCUUCCGUACUUGGUUUCCAACGUGAUCGAGCUUUUAGACGUGGACCCCAACGACCAGGAGGAGGACGGGGCUAAUGUGGAUCUGGACUCCCAGAGAAAAGGAAAGUGCGCCGUCAUAAAAACCUCCACUCGACAGACCUACUUCCUGCCGGUGAUCGGGCUGGUGGACGCCGAGAAGCUGAAGCCCGGGGACCUGGUGGGAGUCAACAAAGACUCCUACCUGAUCCUGGAGACCCUGCCAACGGAGUACGACUCCAGAGUCAAGGCCAUGGAGGUGGAUGAGCGCCCCACAGAGCAGUACAGCGACAUAGGGGGGCUCGAUAAGCAGAUUCAAGAGCUAGUGGAGGCCAUUGUCCUGCCGAUGAACCACAAGGAGAAGUUUGAGAACCUGGGGAUCCAGCCACCCAAAGGGGUUCUGAUGUACGGGCCACCUGGCACUGGAAAGACCCUCUUGGCCAGAGCCUGUGCUGCUCAGACGAAGGCCACUUUCCUGAAGCUUGCCGGGCCACAGCUGGUCCAGAUGUUUAUCGGAGAUGGAGCCAAGCUGGUGAGAGAUGCCUUCGCCCUGGCCAAAGAGAAAGCGCCAUCCAUCAUCUUUAUCGACGAGCUUGAUGCCAUCGGAACAAAGAGGUUUGACAGCGAGAAGGCCGGAGACAGAGAGGUGCAGAGGACCAUGCUGGAGCUGCUCAACCAGCUGGAUGGAUUUCAGCCCAACAUGCAGGUCAAGGUAAUUGCUGCCACCAACAGAGUGGACAUCUUGGAUCCUGCCCUGCUUCGUUCAGGCCGUCUGGACAGAAAGAUCGAGUUCCCCAUGCCCAACGAAGAGGCCAGGGCUCGCAUCAUGCAGAUCCACUCCCGCAAGAUGAAUGUCAGUCCUGACGUCAACUACGAGGAGCUGGCCCGCUGCACCGACGACUUCAACGGCGCUCAGUGCAAAGCGGUGUGCGUGGAGGCCGGCAUGAUCGCGCUGCGCCGCGGGGCCACGGAGCUCAACCAUGAGGAUUACAUGGAGGGAAUCCUGGAAGUCCAAGCCAAGAAGAAAGCUAACCUCCAGUACUACGCCUAAGGACACUGGAAGUGUCUAUGUUUGUGUGAGAGCGUCUUUAGUAAAACAACUGUUGUAUAAACGCUUGUUACUAAUGCUGAUUAUCUUGGGUUAAUAAAAAGAAACAAAGUGGAAGUGGUUUUUGGGGCACAUGUUUAAAUCAUAUCUUCACACACACAUCCAAAGGGAU